GGUGCUCUAUGAAGGUAAGGAGCGUCUCAUCCAGGGGUGUGAGGUCAUCCAGGCAACACCAUAUGGACGCUGCGCGAAUGUCAACAACAGCUCUGCAACCUCGCAGCGCAUCUUCAUCACCUUCCGCCGAGCACCACCCGUCCAGCCGCAGAAUUCGCUGGCCGUGACGGACAUUUGUGUCAUCGUCACCAGCAAAGGCGAGACGCCGCCGCACACCUUCUGCAAAGUGGACAAGAACCUCAACUGCGGCAUGUGGGGCUCCAGCGUGUUCCUGUGUUACAAGAAGUCGGUGUCUGCGUCAAAUUCCAUCAGUUACAAAGCCG
This is a messenger RNA of Neolamprologus brichardi, 323 nucleotides long. NCBI's taxonomy places the organism in Eukaryota, Metazoa, Chordata, Actinopteri, Cichliformes, Cichlidae. The record is from RefSeq and is a predicted model, not a curated record.